This is a messenger RNA of Elephantulus edwardii (Cape elephant shrew), 1563 nucleotides long. It is a transcript of the gene CHRNG, whose product is annotated as cholinergic receptor, nicotinic, gamma (muscle). Bases 1 to 1563 code for a protein of 520 amino acids. Gene Ontology annotation, cellular component: postsynaptic membrane; neuron projection; synapse. The record is from RefSeq and is a predicted model, not a curated record. The transcript is spliced from 12 exons. Gene Ontology annotation, biological process: monoatomic ion transmembrane transport; chemical synaptic transmission; signal transduction. Gene Ontology annotation, molecular function: acetylcholine-gated monoatomic cation-selective channel activity; transmembrane signaling receptor activity. NCBI's taxonomy places the organism in Eukaryota, Metazoa, Chordata, Mammalia, Macroscelidea, Macroscelididae.
AUGUGUGGGGACCCAGGGCUGCUGCUGCUCCUGUCACUGCUGGCAGGGGGCCUGGGCGCCCAGGGCCGCAACCAGGAGGAGCGCCUGCUUGCCGACCUCAUGCGUGACUAUGACCCGAACCUGCGGCCGGCUGAACACGAGGAGGACGUGGUCAACGUGAGCCUGAAGCUCACCCUGACCAACCUCAUCUCCCUGAACGAACGUGAGGAGGCCCUGACCACCAACGUCUGGAUAGAGAUGCAAUGGUGUGAUUACCGCCUGCGCUGGGACCCCCAGGACUACGAGGGCCUGUGGGUGCUGCGGGUGCCCUCCCCCAUGGUGUGGCGGCCGGAUGUCGUGCUAGAAAACAAUGUGGACGGCGUGUUCGAGGUGGCCCUCUACUGCAAUGUGCUCGUGUCCCCCGACGGCUGCAUCUACUGGCUGCCACCUGCCAUCUUCCGCUCCGCCUGCCCCAUCUCCGUCACCUUCUUCCCCUUCGACUGGCAGAACUGCUCCCUCAUCUUCCAGUCCCAGACUUACAGCACCAAUGAGAUCAAUUUACAGCUGAGCCAGGAGGAUGGUCAGACCAGCGAGUGGAUUUUCAUUGACCCUGAAGCCUUCACAGAGAACGGGGAGUGGGCCAUCCGGCACCGGCCGGCCAAGAUGCUACUGGACCCAGCGGUCCCAGUGGAGGAGGCGGGCCACCAGAAGGUGGGGUUCUACCUGCUUAUCCAGCGCAAACCCCUCUUCUACGUCAUCAACAUCAUCGCCCCCUGUGUACUCAUCUCCUCGGUCGCCAUCCUCAUCUACUUCCUGCCUGCCAAGGCGGGCGGUCAGAAGUGCACUGUCGCCAUCAACGUGCUUCUGGCCCAGACCGUCUUCCUCUUCCUGGUGGCCAAGAAGGUGCCGGAGACGUCGCAGGCGGUCCCGCUCAUCAGCAAGUACUUGACCUUCCUCCUGGUGGUGACCAUUCUCAUCGUCGUCAACGCCGUGGUCGUGCUCAACGUGUCCCUGAGGUCUCCACACACACACUCCAUGGCCCGCGGCGUCCGCAAGGUGUUCCUACGCCUCCUGCCCCAGCUGCUGCGCAUGCACGUGCGCCCUCCGGCCCCGGGGGCAGCGCGGGAGCCUCGCCCCCGCCCCCGCCUGCAGAACGGCUGCUCGGGGUGGCCGGUCCGCGCCCGGGAGCAGGCGGCCCUGGGCCUGCCCCACAGCGAGCUGCUGUUCCAGCAGAGCCGGCGCAACGGGCUGGUGCGGGCGGCGCUGGAGAAGCUGGAGAAAGGCCCGGAGCCAGGCCCGAGCCAGGAGCUCUGCAGCAGCCUGAGGCAGGCGGCACCAGCCAUCCAGAGGUGCGUGGAGGCCUGCAACCUCAUCGCCAGGGCCCGCCACCAGCAGAGUCAUUUCAACAGUGGGAACGAGGAGUGGUUCCUGGUGGGCCGUGUGCUGGACCGGGUCUGCUUCCUGGCCAUGCUCUCCCUCUUCGUCUGCGGCACCGCUGGCAUCUUCCUCAUGGCCCACUACAACCGUGUGCCCGCCCUGCCCUUCCCUGGAGACCCCCGGCCCUACCUGCCGUCACCUGACUGA